Messenger RNA from Suhomyces tanzawaensis NRRL Y-17324, 1521 nucleotides. Its product is annotated as MFS transporter. The coding region runs from base 1 to 1521 and encodes 506 amino acids. Gene Ontology annotation, molecular function: transmembrane transporter activity. NCBI's taxonomy places the organism in Eukaryota, Fungi, Ascomycota, Pichiomycetes, Serinales, Debaryomycetaceae. Gene Ontology annotation, biological process: transmembrane transport. The record is from RefSeq and is a predicted model, not a curated record. The transcript has a single exon.
AUGGGUGCCAAUGGAACCGAUGAGUCGUUGCCAUCUGUGGGCAGCCAUGGGCCCAAGACUGGCUCUGUCGUGAAUUUUGACGGACCAGACGUCCCUCCGCCAUUUGAUAGGACCAGCUACGCUGUGGGGUUUGACGGACCAGACGACCCCAUCCAUCCCCAGAACUAUCCCAGGACGCAAAAAGCCUUGUUCACCAGUUACGUGGGCUACAAUGCCUUGUGUCUUACUCUCGGAUCUGCUAUGUUCUCCCAGGCAGGUCCCAUCAUCGAAAAGCACUUUCUGGUGGGCCCCACCAUCACCACGCUUGGAACCUCGUUGUUCGUGUUGGGGUUCGCCUCGGGACCCAUUAUAUUUGGACCAUUGUCUGAGUUGUAUGGACGAAAAAGCCCUCUUCUUGUGGGUGCUAUUGGCUUUACUCUCUUCAGCUUUGCCGUGGCCACCGCCAAAGACAUCCAGACCAUCAUCAUCUGUCGAUUUUUCACUGGGUUCGUAGGCUCGGCUCCAUUGGUGGUGGCUCCUGCCGUCAUAGCCGACUUAUAUUCACCCAAGAGCAGGGGCACUGCCAUCUCCGUGUUUGCAUUUAUGGUGUUUGGCGGGCCCAUGUUGGCUCCCAUCAUCGGCGGGUUCACUGUGAAGAACCAUGCCCUCGGCUGGAGAUGGACCUCGUAUUUCUGCGGCAUCAUAGGUGCCGUUUCAGUCUUGAUAACUGCGUUUCUAUUGCCAGAAACUCACCCUCAGCUACUCUUGGUCAAAAAGGCGAAGGCCUUGAGAAGAACAACCGAAAAUUGGGCCAUCUAUGCUCCCCACGAAGAAUUGUCAAUAUCGAUAAAGGAAAUUGUCGAGAAGUACAUUUCUCGGCCGCUAAUCAUGUUGGCCACCGAGCCAAUUUUGCUCUUGGUGUCCAUCUACAACGCUUUCAUUUAUGGGAUGCUUUACCUAUUUUUGACCGCCCUCCCUAUGGUGUUUGCUGAAAGGUACCACUUUGUGGCUGGCGUCGCUGAGUUGCCGUACCUUUCUAUGUUCAUAGGCAUUAUUCUCGGCAUAGCUCUCAUUAUCUAUUUUGAAGGUAGGUAUGCACUUGCUAUGGAUGCGAACAACGGAAAGCCGGUUCCCGAAGAAAGAUUGCCUCCUAUGAUGAUUGGUGGAAUUUUCUUUUCUAUUGGCUUGUUCUGGUUCGGAUGGACUGGAAAUUAUGCCCAGCAUAUACACUGGAUAGUUCCCACCAUUGGACUAGGCUUCAUUGGUUUUGGCCUAAUUUUAGUUUUUAUGCCAUGUUUGAACUACAUCAUAGACUGUUACCUUUCAUUGGCUGCAUCUGCGUUAGCUGGCAACGCAUUUAUCAGAUCGGCUUUUGCAGCUGCGUUUCCGUUAUUUGCCCGACAAAUGUUCACUGCUUUGCAUAUGAAUUGGGGGACUUUGUUGGUCGGGCUUGUGUCCGUGGUGUUGAUUCCAGUUCCGUUUUUGUUCUACAAGUACGGUAAGCAUCUUAGACAACGGUCAAAGUAUGCCUGUCUGUCUUAG